Messenger RNA from Cavia porcellus (domestic guinea pig), 3117 nucleotides. It is a transcript of the gene Snx6, whose product is annotated as sorting nexin 6. Bases 66 to 1286 code for a protein of 406 amino acids. Gene Ontology annotation, cellular component: endosome. NCBI's taxonomy places the organism in Eukaryota, Metazoa, Chordata, Mammalia, Rodentia, Caviidae. Gene Ontology annotation, molecular function: dynactin binding; phosphatidylinositol binding. The transcript has 14 exons. The record is from RefSeq and is a predicted model, not a curated record. Gene Ontology annotation, biological process: intracellular protein transport; retrograde transport, endosome to Golgi.
CACCCCGCCCACUGCUCCGGCUGCGGCACUAGUGCGCCUGCGCUGGCCCUAGAAGCGGAGCAGCCAUGAUGGAAGGCCUGGACGACGGCCCCGACUUCCUCUCGGAGGAAGACCGUGGACUUAAAGCAAUAAAUGUAGAUCUUCAAAGUGAUGCUGCUCUGCAGGUGGACAUUUCUGAUGCUCUUAGUGAGCGGGAUAAAGUAAAAUUCACUGUCCAUACAAAGAGUUCAUUGCCCAAUUUUAAACAAAAUGAGUUUUCUGUUGUUCGACAACAUGAGGAAUUUAUCUGGCUUCAUGAUUCCUUCGUUGAAAAUGAAGACUAUGCAGGUUAUAUCAUCCCUCCAGCACCACCAAGGCCUGAUUUUGAUGCUUCAAGAGAAAAGCUGCAGAAGCUUGGAGAAGGGGAAGGGUCAAUGACAAAGGAAGAAUUCACAAAGAUGAAACAGGAACUGGAAGCUGAAUAUUUGGCAAUAUUCAAGAAGACAGUGGCAAUGCAUGAAGUGUUCCUGUGUCGUGUGGCAGCUCAUCCUAUUUUGAGGAAAGAUUUAAAUUUCCAUGUCUUCUUGGAGUAUAAUCAAGAUUUGAGUGUUCGAGGAAAAAAUAAAAAAGAGAAACUUGAAGAUUUCUUUAAAAACAUGGUCAAAUCAGCAGAUGGAGUCAUUGUUUCAGGUGUAAAGGAUGUAGAUGAUUUCUUUGAGCAUGAACGAACAUUCCUUCUAGAAUAUCAUAACCGGGUUAAGGAUGCAUCUGCUAAAUCUGAUAGGAUGACAAGAUCUCACAAAAGUGCUGCAGAUGAUUACAAUAGAAUUGGUUCUUCGUUAUAUGCUUUAGGAACUCAGGAUUCUACUGAUAUAUGCAAGUUUUUCCUCAAAGUUUCAGAACUGUUUGAUAAAACAAGAAAAAUAGAAGCACGAGUAUCUGCCGAUGAAGACCUCAAACUUUCUGACCUUUUAAAAUAUUACUUAAGAGAAUCUCAAGCAGCUAAGGAUCUCCUCUACCGAAGAUCUCGAUCAUUAGUGGAUUAUGAAAAUGCUAAUAAAGCACUGGAUAAAGCAAGGGCAAAAAAUAAAGACGUUCUGCAGGCUGAAACUUCCCAACAACUGUGUUGUCAGAAGUUUGAAAAAAUAUCUGAAUCUGCAAAACAAGAACUUAUAGACUUUAAGACAAGAAGAGUUGCUGCAUUCAGAAAAAAUUUAGUGGAACUUGCAGAAUUAGAACUGAAGCAUGCCAAGGGUAACCUCCAGCUGCUGCAGAACUGCCUGGCAGUGUUGAAUGGAGACACAUAAGCCACAUUCAGUUCCUGUUAAAAAGGGCUGCCUUCCUUCAGAUCUUACUUUUGUUUUCCUAAUGACAUUACAUAUUUCUGCUCACCAGAAGCAAAGCUGACAAAGUGCAUCUCCUCCUCCUCCUCCGAGAAGCAGCGGGCAGCACCGUGCACAGGCAGUGCGGUCUGUGCCAUGCGCUGUGUCCCUGGACAGUGUCCAUCACAUGCACCAUCCUACUCUGAAGCCCAGAGUCCAGUCUUUUUUUAAGUAGCCUUGAUAACUGAGUUUAUUUUAUAAAUAGUAUUCUUUAUGGCUGCCAAUCUUAUUUACCUUUAAAUCAUUUCUGAUGUUUAACCUUUUCAAAUUACAUUAUUCAAACAAGGUAAAAAUGGCCUUUCUUGAUUUUUUUAAGAUUUUAUUUUUAAAAAGGAUUGCAUUGUAUACUUAGUUCAUUCAUGUAUCCUUGUAAAGCAUCAUAAUGAGACUUAAUUUUAAUUAAUCAUCAUAAAAGUUUUGGACCAGACUUUCUGUAAUCUAAGUUUGAUUUCUGAAGAAAAGCAAAUGCAUUAAUUAGUAUGUUUGCCUUAAACUUGUACACUAAACCAAUUAUUGUAAAAUAACCAGCGAUAACAAUGAUAAACUCUGAGAUCAUGUAUCACUCUAAAAUUUGGAGUAGCAAUAAUAAAUCUACUCCAGUAUUAUGCUUUACAGUGCAGAUUUUAGUUUCUUUCUUUUUUUUUUUCUUGUUUCUCUUAAAAUUAUACAUUUAUCUGGCUGUGGCAGCAAAUGCUAUAAUCACAGAACUUGGAAGGCUGAGGCAGGAGGAUCACCCCAAGUUUGAGGCCAGUCUACACUAUGUAACAAGACCCUGUUUCCAAAACAAAAACAAAGACCAUACUGAAUCAGUUAGCAGUCUCUUUAGAAUAGAACAGACUGUUCCUCUAUACACUGUAGAAGGUGGAAUGGCACAGAGGCAGGUGACAGCUGCUUGGGAAAUACUGGAGCAGUGUAGUCUCUACAGUGUAUAGUUUGCUGGCCUCCAUCCCUAGCCAGCCACAGAAUCAUGAGACACGUGCUGUUCAGCCACUGGGUGGCUCUCAUGCUACCAUAUCAAGAGAGAUCUGCUGCUAGGAAGAGCUCUCACCUGUGGGAAAAGUAGAACGUUUGCGAUAAAAGCUGGUGUGUAGGUAGGAUAGUGCUCGCAAGUUGCCACUGAUAGCCCUUUAUUCAAGAAGAAUCAGCCAGGUGGUCCUCCACAGCCAGUAGUUUUAUUACAGAUAUUAUUGGCCUUUCGAAUGCGAAUGAACCUUAAUGUCAUUCCCAGUUCAGAGUUAGACUGAGCGGUUAGAGUUUUCCACCACUUAUUUCUAACUUUUGUCCUGUUUGGAAACUGCAGUCAUUUGGGUUGGUGACGCCUGAAUGGGUUUCUAGUUUACAUUAUCCCAGACUGUCCUCAAGAUUGCCUGGCUUGUCUUCCUGCCCUCCCGUGACUCCUGCCUUUCUCAGCAUAUUCUCCCACUCACACACCUGCUGGUUAAUGUCUGUCUAAUGAUGUGCCCUCCUGAUGCUGUGGGAGCCACUGAUCUUUUCCUUGUGGCCCAGGGGUCUGUGUAGUGUCUUUGAUGUAGCCAGCAUCGGUGAGGACUUGAUGAGCUGUGCCUGCCUGUGUGUGCUGGCCCAGCAGAGCCCCUCGUCUGUGCUCAGGUCCCACCCUUCCCCAGCUGCUCUGUGCCUCCAGCAGGCCUGGGUAGGUUUGCUUGACUUCUGCCUCAGUUUUGUCUCCUAAAGGACCUUGACCUACCUCACAGGGGUGUUGUGAGGAUUAAUAAACGUUGGUACUGUGCUUUGGAAA